UUUUACCAAAGACAAAACAGAAAUCCUAUAACCGCUAAAAUCUGAUGCCACUCCAUUGUUGUUUACUUAAGGAAGGAAGUUUCGCUCAGUGUCUUUAUCAGAGGUUUUCAUGUUGAUUCCUUCAGUGGUUCUUGGUGCAGCGCCACCACAGGAGAGGAGCUGAACAGGUAUACCAAAGGGUUUGGUUAGUUUAACAUAGAGAAGACCGAAAGCGAACCAUACCAGCUGAAAAUGCAACACAUGUUGUAAUUUUGGUAUCCUAUCGAACAGAGCAUACCAGACUAUCAAGCCUAUCAACCUAGGAAGACCUGGUAGUACAGGAAAUGUCAUUUGUUUGAGGUAUUCCACAUCUUUUUUUUUUUUAUCUCCUUCUACAGAUAUGUCAGCAUGCCGCAUCCUCACGUCACUGCCAGAGGAACAUUUCCGCUGUUCGCUCUGUCUGGACCUCUUCACCGAACCUGUCACCACACCCUGCGGUCAUAACUUCUGCAGGACCUGCCUCAGCCGGCGAUGGAGCGACGGUGACUGCUACCAGUGUCCAAAGUGUAACAAAAGAUUCCCCGUGAAGCCAGAGUUCUCCACAAACGAAGUCAUGGAGGAAAUGUCGGUCCAAUUAAAGAAACGGAAAACCGAGGCACUCGAAAGCGAAAACGCACCGUGGCAGGUGAAGUGUGACGUGUGCGCGGAUUUGAGGUUCAAGGCGUCCAAGUCGUGCCUGGUGUGUCUGGCGUCGUACUGUGACGGACACCUGGAGCCUCACCGGAGGGUCCCCGCCCUGAUGAGACACAAGCUGGUGGAGCCGCUGGAGAACCUGGAGGAGAGGGUUUGUGAGAAGCACGCCAGGAUCCUGGAGGUUUUCUGCAGACAGGAACAAGCGUGCGUCUGUCUGCUGUGCUGCGAAGCAGAACACAGAGACCAUGAGACGGUUCCUGUUGAAGAGGAGGGGGCUCUGCAGAAAGAAAACCUUGAAUCCAAACGAGCAAAAAUCAAACUCAUGAUCGAUGAAAGAGUGAAAAAGCGAGAAGAAUUUACCUUGUCAUCAGAAAUGAGAAAAGUGAACGCUGACAAACAAACCGAGGACGGUGAGAAGCUAUUCAGUAACCUGGUGGGCAGAGUGCAAGAGAUUCGAAGCAAACUGCAGUCAAACAUUGAGAAAAAAUUGAGAAAAUCCAAGGAAAAAGUAAAGUUGAUGAUUGAGGAGCUAGAAGAAGAGGUGGCCGCUCUGCAAAGGCAACACUUGCAACUAGAAGAACUGUUACAAAGUGAAGACCACUUUCGACUUCUACGGACUUUGCAGACUCUGAACACCAUGUCUGAGAUGAAGGACUGGUCCAAGACCAAGGUUUACCCAGACGUCUGCGUCCAAACAGUGAGGAGAGCCAUGGAUCACCUUAUGAGCAGUUUUCAAACCGAACUGAAAACGCUGACAACCAUCGAACUGACCAGAAUCAGACAAUACAAAGAAUCUGUCACUUUUGAUGACUCCACUGCCGGCCCCGGUCUUAGAGUAUUAGAGUACGGGCAACGUAUGAAGUUCUCCAAAGAAGCCAGGUCACCAUCUUAUGAGUUGGAAAGGUUUGACUUACCCAUGGUUUUUGGGAAGAUCGGCUUCACCUCCGGUCGGCACUACUGGGAGGUUCAGGUGGGCCUGAGAAACGACUGGCAUGUCGGCGUUGCCCUGGAAAUGGUGGACAGAUCAGAUGAUGUAAUCGUGAAAAAAGAAAAUGGGUUCUUUUCCAUGGGAAAGUCUGGCUUUCAUUACUAUGUUCACUGCUCACCACAGAGAGUUCUUCAUCUCUGUACCAGGCCGAGGAACAUGGGGAUUUAUCUGGACUACGAGGAAGGCCGGGUGUCCUUCUACGACCUUGAUGAGAGGUUCCACAUUCACUCUUACGUAGGAGAACACUUCACAGGGAAGGUUUUCCCUUAUUUCUACCUGCACAGCAAAUUAAAGAAAUCUGAGGCGUUAGUUACUAAUCCCUACUUGUCCUCAUUCAGUCUUUCACAAUCCAGUUAAAAAGGCUAUCGCAUGGGGAAACUAGAUCGCUGAAACCAAAAUAUCUCCAUCAUUCCCGCUGUUCAAUUCACCUUCUGGUCCAUUUUCCUUUUUGUCCUACAUUUAUGUCACUUCAGCUGUUGAAUUGACUUUCCUGCGGCUCCAUCGGACAAGUAAUAGUAGAGUUCAUACAUGUUGACAAAUGUCCUAAAAUGUAAAUCUGCACCAAUCAUCUUUUUCUGACUUUGUGUAAACUUGGAAAACAUUUUAUGCACAAAUUGUUUGUAAAUAAACUAACAGCCUUUUUUCCCAUUUGAUGCUUGGACAUAGCAUCAAACUUACCCCCUGCUGGGAAGAAAAUGGUAAAUAAUUGUUUUAUUUUUUUUAUUCUGCAUGGGUCCUCAUACAAUUUUCGGUGAACUCUAAUGAAAUUAUGAUUUAUUCCUUGUAAGACAUGUUUAUCUAAAGUAGGGCUUUACAAUUUUUGGAAAACAUUCUGAUUUCAUUGCAUUAGUCAUCAGUUUCACGACACUUUUCUUUGGGUAUCAUUGCUCACCAGUCGGUGUAAGGACAUACAACUGGUUUGGAGUAGGGGGGCAGUAGAGACCAUUUAUCUGGCCAAAUGACAUGCUACUAAAUAUUGAUUCCAAGUAGUCGUUUACGAUUGACUGGUAUUGAAAUGAUCAUUUCUGUACAGCUCUGAUUUAAAACAUUAUAUACUAGUGAAACAUGUCAAUUGUGGUUUUAACACUCUUGAUAAGAAACACACCGAGACCAAAGUGCUUCUUUUUUGCUAAUAGGAAGCUUCUAUAUAGCCUUGAAAGCUGGUCUACUGCCACUUGCGUCAGUUAUGUUGGUGUGGACUUCAAUGAUUCUCAAACUUUAAGGUCAAAGGUCCAAAUGUGAUUUCCAGAUGAGGUCGAAGGUCUUGAACUGUGUUGUACUGAGCAAACACCUUUUAUCACAUUUGCUUACAAUUUACAAGCAAAGGAAAAGUCAGUUUAGAGAGACUGGAAAUGUUUGUAACCAUAAUUUGCUCUAAUUCUUCAUAGUAAACAGUAAAUAUUUGUUUUAUUAAAAAUUUGAUGAAAUAUUGUAACAUCAAAGGAAUUGAGGUAGAAAUUACACAUACCAGAGACAGGAUAUAUUGAUGGGAAAAACAGCUUUACAAAACAAUCCAAACUCUAAUUUUGUAAAAAAAAAAAAAAAGAAGACAACUGCUGCAAAGGUUUCAAUUCUGUUAUUGAAUGCUAAAAAAAAAGACUUUAAUUAUAUUUUUCUGCCACAUUUUUAAUAUAAUAUCUGUGAAAAUACUUAGAUUGUUGAAUCGUUUGAGAGAUGCCCAUUUCAGUCCCAGCAAAGGAACAACUUUGUGGUUAAAAGUAAAAUAAUUUUCUGCCAAAGGUAGGCUAUGAGUCACAACCUUUGGGUUUUUGCAUUUUGUGGUUUUAACUCAUUUUAUUUUUUUACUACUCUGGGAAAA
This is a messenger RNA of Xiphophorus maculatus (southern platyfish), 3479 nucleotides long. RefSeq names its product E3 ubiquitin-protein ligase TRIM17-like. Gene Ontology annotation, molecular function: zinc ion binding; protein binding. Bases 380 to 2017 code for a protein of 545 amino acids. Lineage: Eukaryota; Metazoa; Chordata; Actinopteri; Cyprinodontiformes; Poeciliidae. The transcript is spliced from 6 exons. The record is from RefSeq and is a predicted model, not a curated record.